Penicillium macrosclerotiorum is the source of this 2076-nucleotide messenger RNA. RefSeq names its product PHD finger domain protein. NCBI's taxonomy places the organism in Eukaryota, Fungi, Ascomycota, Eurotiomycetes, Eurotiales, Aspergillaceae. Bases 1 to 2076 code for a protein of 691 amino acids. The transcript has a single exon. The record is from RefSeq and is a predicted model, not a curated record.
AUGUUUAGCUUCAGCUAUCCCAACGGCGAACCUCAAACCCCCACGAGGACCCCGACGACUACGGCUUUCGACUCUUUCUCGACCCCGAAGCUCGAAUCCAGUUUCUUCGACCCCCGCGUCACCUGGGAUACCGCCGACCCGUAUGCAUCCAGCCCGGAAUUCCUCCGCUCCCCGCAGAAAUUCGGCGUCCACGCCAACACCCCGUCCAAUGCAUUGCGAGCUGCCGGCGACACCACCCAGGAUGGAAGAGUCUCAGAACAGACCGAUACAGUGAGACGGAUUCGGCCCCCGAAGCCCCUUCCGCUGAUGACAGAGGAGGGCCCGCGAACCGUGGAUUCAGCCAAGUCCGCAGCCUCCAUGCAGACACCACCGCCCACCAGUGCGUCCCGGAGGAAGAUCCCAGAUUUCGAUCCUGUUCCUAGCGUGGGCCGAGGAGCAACACCGCGCAUGAGCAGUCACCUGGAGACGCCGAGUCGAUUGCUGGGGGCCUCGCCACGAAUGUUUGGUAACCUUCAAUCCUCGCCUGAUCUCUUCCAGCUCGCCUCGUUAGAUCCCACCGGGUCUCCCUUCUUCCCACAACAGCGACUAUUCUGGGACAACGACCAAGAGCCGGCAGUCAGUACGCUCCCUUUGCCAGAGUUGGGGAGAAACCAGGAUCAUGUUGGUCGGCCUCCAAUCCAUUCCGCCGCCUCCUCCUCAUCUUCCACCGCCAGCCAUAUCCCUCAAUUACCUUCUAUUGGUGGCUCAAUCGAUCUCCCAGAUUUCACUGGGAGCGGUUUUGGCAUUCCACCUGUUCCUCCGACAGAUGCGGCCCUGUUCCCCGCGCCCUUUUCCACCUCACCUCGAAUCCCAGUCACCAAGGCCGACGAUCCGGCUCUGUUUCUAAGUUCACCGGCCCGACGGUUCGGCGGACCGCAGAUGACACCAGAGCGACGGCCGACGACGGGCAUGAGACAGCCAUAUCAUCACCAAACGGAAGAAUCGAAGCGGGAAGAGCUGCGUCGUGCAUAUGGGCAUCUUGAUCGGCCGCCUCCCGGUUCGACCUCAAGCUUCUCCGAAGAAGACGAAGACGAAGAUUUUACCCCGAGAGGUAUACGCCCCGGCCUGACUCGAAGCGUAACUCAUACGGCUAUGACCAGCUCAUCUCAUCGGCCCCUCAGUCGAUCAAGUGGGCUGAUGGCUUCCGCGAGUGGAAUCCGCAAGAGUCCUUCCAAGGGUCGGGCAUCCCCUGUCAAAACCAUACGUCCGGCGCCCUUAGGACGGUCGAAUUCGGUGGCCACGGGCCUUCCAACUCGCUCUCGAUCCAUGGUUCUUCGCAUUGGCCGGGAUGGCCGUGCAAAGGCGGAAAUGCAGCCGGUCGAUCAAGGUCCCAGCGGCUUGACUGAUCCUCUCACUGGCAUGGAUCUGGAUGGCUCUGCCACUGAAAGCGAGGCCGAUCCGGCCGAGUUCUCAGACUAUCCGGUUCUGACUCGUACCCAGUCUUCUUUUGGAUUUUUCGACGGCGGGCGGCCUUCGUUGUCUCGUAGUGACUCGGGAUCCCGGCCUCCUUCAAAGGGCUCAUAUGCGUCCACUGUUGGCUCCUCUCACUCAGGCCGUAUGUCUCCAUGGGCUGGAUCUUCUCGAGCCGUCAGCGGUCGAUCUACCUAUCGAGGCUCUCCCGAAGCCAUCAAACGAACUCCCAAGCGACAUUCUUCUCUGCUUCCUUCUGAUGCCACAUAUACCCGGGGUAGCGUCGCUUCUCGAUCAUUACCUGGAGAUGAAGAUGACAGUGGCGAUGCCACACAUGCCCUUCGGCAGGUGCUUAAGGAUCGGAGCCGAGGUCGACCAUCCACGGGGAGUAGCUAUAGUGCUCGCCUGCCGCGGUCAUCACAUACGUUCACCCAUCUGCGAUCUUCUCCUCCUCGAUUAACAAGCGAUUUUGAUAUUCAUCCUCGACACUCUAAUGCCUCCCCUACCACCCUGACCGACCCUGACCUGGCCACCCCAAGCACCGAUCGCCAUAGCAAUCCGAGUAACGGCACACGCUGCGUCUGCCAAUCGAUGGACAAUGGUGGCCAUCUCAUGAUUCAAUGGUGA